Cicer arietinum (chickpea) is the source of this 780-nucleotide messenger RNA. Its product is annotated as glutaredoxin-C4. The record is from RefSeq and is a predicted model, not a curated record. Gene Ontology annotation, molecular function: glutathione disulfide oxidoreductase activity. Gene Ontology annotation, cellular component: cytoplasm. Lineage: Eukaryota; Viridiplantae; Streptophyta; Magnoliopsida; Fabales; Fabaceae. Gene Ontology annotation, biological process: cellular response to oxidative stress.
AGUCAAAAAGAAAGAUACCAUAUUUAUUUUUUAAGAAAAACUGUUGCAAAAUACGGCGUCGUAUUGCGUGUCACUGAAAGCAACAAAAAUCUCUAUUGACUACCAGAAUUUACAAGUGCAGAUUGCAGAUCCGUAUCACAACUCACCGGAGCACAUCACCCUCUGGCAGUUUAGUAAUUCUCUCUCUUCCCACUCACGAAUCACUCAAAUCAUGGCUACAUAUGCGAGAAUCAACGUAACACUGAUGAUGGCGAUGAUGAUAGCUUUAGCAAUUUCACUUUAUUCAGCUUCAGCUUCACCUGAGGGGGAGUUUGUUCACAAAACCAUUUCUUCACACAAAAUUGUUAUUUUUUCAAAGACCUAUUGUCCGUACUGUAAAAGAGCAAAAGCUGUUUUCAAAGAGUUGAACCAAGUGCCAUUUGUUGUGGAGCUUGAUGAGAGAGAUGAUGGUUCGAAAAUUCAGGAUAUUUUGACUAAUAUUAUUGGGAAGCGCACUGUGCCACAAGUUUUCAUCAAUGGAAAACACCUUGGAGGAUCAGAUGAUACUGUCGAAGCUUAUGAGAGUGGACUGCUUGCUAAACUUCUAGGAAUUGAGAAGAAGGAUUAUGAUGAUCUCUGAAUCAGAUUAUCGAUAACAGAAACUCUGUUGCGAUUCUUAGAUUGUGUUCUGUGACAAUAUGAAAUUUUUACAUAUAAAGGAGAUGAUAAGAUUACAUUUUGGCACAGCUAAAGUUUUCAUUUAUAAAAUAUGAUGGAUAGUUUUCCAAUUAUCACAUGAAA